AGAAGAUCUCACCCCUACCACGCCAGAAUACUUUAUUAAAUGUCCACAAUGCCAGAAAGGAUGCCAGACCUUCCAAGCGCUCAAAGAGCACAUGGAAUGUGCCCAUAUGGACCUUUCCAGUGUAUCUGAAGCUAGCGGUAUGACCGUUCCCAACGCCGUAUCCCCAACUCCGUCGUUGGCAGGUACCGGAGGUCCUUUUGGGUGUUCUCAAUGUACGACUACCUUUAGCUCGAAGGACCAAUUAGAAAAGCACGAAUUGCUGCAUUCACCAAAUGCACAAGUAUCCUGCAAAGUAUGCAACAAAACCUUUGCCAAUGUUUACCGUCUCCAAAGACACAUGAUUAGUCAUGAUGAAAGCGCAGUUCUUAGAAAAUUUAAAUGCACGGAAUGUGACAAGGCGUUCAAAUUUAAGCAUCACCUUAAAGAACACAUUAGAAUCCACAGUGGAGAGAAGCCCUUCGAAUGCGGCAACUGCGGCAAACGUUUUUCCCACUCCGGAUCCUAUUCUAGUCACAUGACAUCGAAGAAAUGUCUAGUAAUGAAUGUUAAGUUAGGACGAACUAGAGCUCCGCCAAAUAGUUCCUUAUUAGAUAAGAAUAAUCAACAAAAUUUGAGAGGACCAAAGAGGCCCAAUAUUAGUCCCAUUAACAAUAACAUCACAACCAGUCCCAAUCACAACUCUUAUUUACCUAUCCUUCCCAAAUACCCGGAAGCAGCUGCUGCUUUUCUACAGUCCUCUCUUACUGGAAAUCCCAGUAUUCCUCCCUUCUACUUGGCGCCUCCUAGUCUUUUAAAUACACAUCCUAUUAGCCAUUACUCAAUGCCUUCAUUGAGCCAUCUUUUGGAACAGCUUCAGCAGCAACACCAGCAACAGCAACAGAGCCAGAGUCCAAUGAGGCCAUCUUUUAUUGAAAACUGUGAUAGUCCUAGACAAACAGAAACGAAUCCUAACUUCGAGAAUUCCAGUAACCAUUCUGAAAACAACGAUCAUCGUCCGCCUUCAAAUGCUUCCGAGAGUGGCGAUUUAGUGAUGGACGAAGACGCAGAAAUAGACAACGAAACAAAAACUCAAAAUGAAAAUCAAACUAAUACUGGUGACUUAGAAGCUGUGAAAAGAAUAUUAGAAACUGUAAAUGCAACGGUUACCAAAGAACUAUUACAAGCUAACAUGCAGAAAAUAACCUCAGAUAGUUCUAGUGAAUGUCAUAGUGUCGCUUCGGUUCACUCCCCGAAACCAACUCCAAAAUGUAGUACUUGCAAAAAAUUAUUCGAUACUCAGCAACAUUUAGAACAACAUGAAUGUGAAGAUAUUAAAAGUGAGGGACUUGCGGCAAAAUUGGAAGGUGCGUUUACGACAAAAUCCGAAGAUGCUCAAAAUGGUAGCAUUAGUGGAGAAGACCAAGAGUAUGAAAGAAAUUAUAACACAAACGACGAAUUAGAUUCCGAAUCUUUUGCAACAACAGAUCACGUCUCAGAAGAUGGACGAAAAGUUCGAGUUCGAUCGCUCAUUUCCGAUGAACAGCUCAAGGUUCUAAAAGACAACUACAAAUUAAAUCCUAGGCCAAAACGAGAAGACUUAGAAAAAAUUGCAUCAAGUAUAGGCUUUCCUGUUAGAGUAGUGCAAGUGUGGUUCCAAAAUACACGAGCUAGAGACAGGAGAGAGGGAAAAUUGAUUCAAGUUCCGUACAGUCCAUUACCAACCUCACCUCGGUUUAAUUUACCACCAAAACCCCCUGUGAGCGUGUCUCCAAAUCAGUACAUCUGUGAACAACCUCUAGAUUUGUCGAUCAAGAGAGAUGUUACAUCACCGGAAUCUUCACCGUCUAGUUCGCCCUGUAGGCCGUCUCCAGACACCAACGACGAAGUAGUUAAUCUUAGCAGGAAAAACUCGAGAAGCCCUACACCGUACUUGCCCUUUCAAAACCACUACCACAACUCCAAUUCUUCAGAACCUCGACAAUCUCCAUCACCUUUAGAAUUGAACAGCAGUCGGCUGGCACAGAUUUUGGCUCAGCCUUCCCAUAAACUCUCAUUACCAGGUAUGGGAUUAGUUCCUAUGGACCAGCUAAUGCAAUUCGGAGGUACUGAUCUUCCUAGUCUUUCCCAGUUAAUAAGCAGUAGGAUAUCCAAUAUGAGUCCAAGUGAAAAAAGGGCCUGGGUAGAAGGCCGGGACCUUACUAGUGAUAUGACUGAGGAUGAGUUAUCACAAGCUACAAAAAGAAGCAAAAUAUCUCAAUUUGUAUUUAAGAGUCUUGGAAGUCCAGUUUUGGGAAACCAGGAGUUAGAAGCAGAGGGGCAAUUCACUUGUGAUCAGUGUGACAAAGCGUUUUCCAAACAGAGCUCACUGGCCAGGCACAAAUAUGAGCAUUCAGGUCAACGUCCCCAUAAGUGCGACGAAUGCCCUAAAGCUUUCAAACACAAACAUCACCUUACCGAACACAAACGUCUUCACAGCGGGGAGAAGCCUUUCCAAUGCAGCAAAUGUCUCAAGCGAUUCUCGCAUUCAGGAUCUUACAGCCAGCACAUGAAUCAUCGGUAUUCCUACUGUAAACCUUAUAGAGAGUAA
This is a messenger RNA of Diabrotica balteata, 2566 nucleotides long. The record is from the annotation of a GenBank genome assembly. NCBI's taxonomy places the organism in Eukaryota, Metazoa, Arthropoda, Insecta, Coleoptera, Chrysomelidae.